Molecule: messenger RNA, 4058 nt
Organism: Mytilus californianus (California mussel)
Lineage: Eukaryota; Metazoa; Mollusca; Bivalvia; Mytilida; Mytilidae
Product: PAN2-PAN3 deadenylation complex catalytic subunit PAN2-like
Exons: 28
Coding region: 100-3984 (1294 amino acids)
Biological process (GO): nuclear-transcribed mRNA poly(A) tail shortening; mRNA processing
Cellular component (GO): PAN complex; P-body
Molecular function (GO): poly(A)-specific ribonuclease activity; protein binding; nucleic acid binding
Source: RefSeq, a predicted model, not a curated record
AUUAAAUCUGGUUCCUUGUUUAGAAAUUUUCUCCCACAGAAAGUUUGACCGCUCGAAAUAUUGAAAUGACCUAGUAUUUGAUAUUGGUAACAAAAAAUAAUGGAUUAUCGAGGCAUGCAAAUGCCUCAUGGCUUCCCACCACCACAAAUGCAAGGAAGGAUGGGAGAAGGAAUGAUGAACCAACAGAGGGAUAUGAUGGGUGGAAAUAUGAUGAAUCAGCCUCCACCAGGAGCUAUGAUGAACCCACAGAUGAUGCCAGAACAUUUCAAUCCAAAUCAAAUGGAGGGUUUUUUCCCUGGAGCAGCACAAGGACUUACUGAAUAUCAUGACUUAACAAGUGUGUUGGUGGAUGGAGGGGACAGGUUUGGUGUCUCUGCCUUGACCUUUGAUAAACAAGAUCUAUUAUGGAUGGGCAAUUCAGGGGGUCAUGUAACAGGUUACUAUGGGUUAGAAAUGCAGAAGUAUACAUCAUUUCAAGUACACAUGACAGAAGACAUUCGACAGAUGAUACCAAUUCAGCGUGGAAUACUGUCUCUGACAAGAAGUACACUGAAUUGUUCACUACGGAGAGGUCUAAGUUUGUUCAAUUACAAGUCCCCCUGUAUGCAGGAGAUGCAAUGUAUGAUCAUGACCAGUCCUAAUACAGUCUUGAUGGGAGGACACCAGACUAAGGUCUUACAAUUGGAUAUUGAAGGCAUGCGAGAAAUACGACAGGUCGAUGUGCCUGAGCCUGGAUGUGCAAUAUUCAGAAGUUCUAACAAGUAUAUCUGUGCUGGAGACACUAGUGGAAAGGUACGUUUGUAUGAUCCUGCCACCUUAAGAGCAGAACAUGUCCUUGAUGCUCAUAAUGGAACUCUGUCAGACUUUGAUCUACAAGGAAAUUUAUUAGUUACUUGUGGUUUCUCAGCAAGACAGAACCAAAUGACAGUUGAUAGGUUUCUAAUGGUAUAUGACAUGAGAGUGAUGAGAGCCAUGGCACCAAUACAAAUCAUUAUGGAUCCCAUGUUCCUCAGAUUUGUACACAUAUAUAGUAAUAAACUUAUGAUCGUGUCACAGGCAGGGCAGUUUCAGAUAAUAGACACUAAUUCUUUGGCACCUACACCACUGUCGAUGCAACCUGUUAAUACCCAUGGCAGCUUCAUUACAAGCUUUGAUAUCUCAGAGACAUGUCAUGUUUUGGCAUUUGGUGAUUCAGGAGGAUAUCUUCAUGAGUUUGCCUCAGGGGAACAUCCAGUUUUUAAUACUUUUCCCCAGCCUACAGAAUUUGCUGAUCCUACAGAACAAUUACAGUUCAUGCACAUAAAUGAUGAGAUGACGCCUUACUCUGUGAUUCCUAUGUGUUACCCAGAAAAUGGGAAAAUGCUAUCUGAUUGGCCAGAUCACUUAGCACAAAAUGUGUACAGGAAACCUAUGCCUGUGGACAAUGAGAUACUUAGAAGCAUGAAAGUGCAACAUAAUGUUGGCUAUGCUAAAUUGCCACAGGGAAGUGGAAUAGGCGUCAAUCAAAUUCCAUACAACAUUGGGAAUGAUAAAAAGGGGUCCAAGAAAGGGAAAUCUGUUCCUGAAUCUCCAAUAGGUAGAGGUGAAGAUCCAUUUGUAGUUGUUCCCAAGAGAUACCAAAAAGUAGACCUGAAAUACUCCAAGUUAGGAUUAGAAGACUUUGACUUCAGACAUUACAAUAAAACACACUUUGCUGGUUUAGAAACUGGUAUCCCUAAUGCUUACUGUAAUUGUAUGUUGCAGGUUUUGUACUAUAUAGAGCCAUUGCGAGUUGCCUUGUUGAAUCAUUUAUGCAAGAAGGAAUUCUGUCUUUCUUGUGAAUUGGGAUUUUUGUUCCAUAUGUUAGAUUCACAGAAAGGCCAGACAUGCCAAGCAACAAAUUUUCUACGAGCUUUCCGUACCAUACCAGAAGCAUCAGCUUUAGGACUUGUUUUGUCAGAAAAUGAGGAAAAUGAAAGUCGCAUAAACUUGCUUCGACUGAUUCAGAGCUGGUGUCGGUUUAUAUUUCACCAAGUUCAUAGUGAAGCAGGUAAAAAAGUAUUGGUUGAAGAUUGUAAGAAAAUUGAAGAGGCAGCCGCAGAUGAAGCAGAGGACCUAAAGGCAGACAAAGAUGACAAGCCUUCCACUGCAGAGUCAACCCCACCAAAGUCUAAAAAGAAAAAGAAGAAAAAGGGAAAAAAGAAAGGAAAAGAUCAAGCAGAUGAUGAUAAGUCUGAUGGGAAGAGAGAAGAUGAUGAGGAAAAAGACAAAGAAUCAAUAUCUCCAGAUCAGUCUGUCAAUCUUGAGGAAGAAAGAUUUGAGGAGCUUUCUAUCAUUUCUGAAUUAUUUGGAAUGAGAACAAACACAACAUUAAAAUGUCGCUGUGGACAGGAGAUGGAAAAAGUUUCUGAUACAACACUUGUCAAUCUUCAUUAUCCUGACUGCUCACCACCAGGACAUAAUAAGCCCCCUGUAAGGUUCACAUUUGCAGAGGUUGUAAAACACAGUCUGUCAUUAGAACAAAAUACACAGGCAUGGUGUAAUUCUUGUGAAAAGUACCAACCACAUAUGCAGUCUAAAGUAAUCAGAAAUAUUCCUGACAUUCUGGCAUUAAACUGUGGUAUGGAGAACAUCAGAGAUUUGGAAUUCUGGAAAAUUCAACAAAUGUUGAUUAAACAGAAGAGAGAGGAAGAGGGAUCGUCUCAGUCAUACUCAAUGAUGUCAUCACAGAUGCCUGUUAUGUGCCGUUAUGGUAGGGCAUGUACAAGGAAAGGCUGCCGAUUUAGACAUGAGACUGACUUGAAGAGUGAACUAGCAGAUAUGCCAGCAGUUAACCCUGAUGAAGACCCAGACUUAGUUUGGAUACCAUUUGUGUUAAAGGUCAUCCUAGGGCCUGAUGGGAAAGUAGACAUAGAGGAGCUUCCUGAAGAUUCAUUCAGACCAAAGUAUGAAGAUCCUUGUGUUAAGUAUUAUGACCUAUAUGCUACAGUUGGUCACAUCAAGGACCAAAAGAAUGGAAAUACUGUGGUUAGUCAAAUCUUUGUUGGGGAGACAUUUCACCAACGGAAGGAAGGUGUUACCUGUACUCAGUGGUAUUUAAUGAAUGAUUUCUCUAUCACACCUAUUGAAAAGCAUGAGGCUACAAAUUUUAACAUGGACUGGAAAGUACCAUGUACCAUCUUUUUUGUUAAGAAAAAUAUUGUGAAGUGCUAUGAUACACAAGUGAAAAAUCCUAUAUCAGAAGAUGUCUUGUAUGAUGACAAUUGUCUAGUUAGUCCUGAAAGGAGGAAGAUAACUUUCACAACCCUCAUAGAUGAAGAACGCCCCAAGGAAAAGGAUGUUGUAGGUUUGGAUGCUGAAUUUGUCUCUUUGAAUCAGGAAGAAUCUGAGUUGAGAAGCGAUGGUACAAGGUCUACAAUUAAACCAAGUCACCUUACAGCAGCUAGAAUUACUUGUCUUAGAGGACAAGGUGACCAGGUUGGAGAACCAUUUAUAGAUGAUUACAUCUCUACACAAGAACAGGUUGUGGACUAUUUGACACAGUAUUCUGGUAUAAAGCCUGGUGAUCUUGAUCCUUCUGUAUCAUCACGGUACUUGACAACGCUUAAGUCCACAUACCUGAAGUUGAGAUAUCUGGUACAGUCUGGAGUAACAUUUAUUGGUCAUGGAUUGAAAAAAGAUUUCAGAGUAAUCAAUCUUUAUGUACCAAAGAAUCAGGUAGUUGACACAGUGGAGUUAUUCCAUUUACCACGACAAAGAAUGAUCUCCCUUAAAUUCUUAGCAUGGUAUUUCUUAAAAAUAAAUAUUCAGUCAGCAACCCAUGACUCAGUUGAAGAUGCCAGGACAGCAAUUCAGCUACACAAGAAGUACAAGGAGUUUGCAGCAGAAGGGUCAGACAAUGUUAGAGCUAAGAUUAAGGAAAUGUAUGAAUAUGGCAGGAAAAUUCAGUGGAAGAUUCCUGAUGUUGAGGAGGAGGAUGCAGAUAAUCAAGUGGCAAUGUUGUAACUUUUUUAUUUUGUUUGAUAUGAAGGAAAUAGUUGUAUAAUCAAUAUUUAUAGUAAAAAAAAUGUAAAGUGAAA